AUGUGCGAACCGUUAAGACAACUUACGCGUAAAGAUGUUGUGUUCAAUUGGACACACGAACAUGACGAAGCGUUUGACACAAUCAAGCAGUCAGUGUGCAACGCGCCAGUAUUAAGCUACUAUGAUUCUAAACUCGAAACAGUAAUACAGUGCGACUCUUCUGAAAGUGGACUCGGUGCAACAUUACUCCAGGAGGGACAGCCAGUUGCAUAUGCAAGUCGUGCACUCACACAAACAGAGCAAAACUAUGCGCAAAUCGAAAAAGAACUGCUGGCGGUGGUGUUUGCAUUUAAGAAAUUUCACCAUUUCACAUAUGGUCGGAGAGUUUUUGUAGAAAGUGACCACAAACCACUUGAAAUUAUAAACUAUGAGAAAGAGAUAGAAGGUACAUGUUUGUCAGAUUAUUCGGCAGUUUCGUCUGAAAGACAAACUAGAAUCAAGCAAGCUACACUCGAAGAUCAGACAUUGCUAAAGCUGAUUGAGUGUAUUAAGAAUGGAUGGAAUAAAGCGCCGAGAGAAGUAAAGCCGUAUUAUUCUGUCCGGGAUGAACUAUCGGUAGAUAACGGUAUUAUAUUUCGCGGUGAUAGAUGCAUCAUACCAAAAAAACGAAAACAGAGUAAAGAACCGUUAAUCAGUCACAGUAUUCCUGACAAACCUUGGGCAAAAGUCGGAACAGACGUGUUUACGUUUGAUGGCAACGACUAUUUGGUAACUGUAGAUUAUUUCAGUAAUUUCUUUGAAAUAGAUCGACUGUAUGAAACAACGUCGAAGGAAAUAGUCGCCAAGUUGAAACAGCAUUUUGCAAGGCAUGGAAUUUCUGAACGUGUGAUCUCAGAUAACGCAAGUGUUUACAAAUCAGAAAAGUUUAAAUCAUUUUCAAGGAGAUGGGAUUUUACGCAUGUAACUUCAUCUGCAAGGUAUCCACAAUCAAACGGAAAAGCUGAAAAUGCAGUUAAGACUGCGAAACGUAUUAUGAAAAAAGAAAAACAUUCGCAUACAGACCCGAUGCUAGCACUUUUAAAUUUUAGGAAUACAUCUCAACAGGCUACAAGUUAUAGUCCAGCUCAGCAGCUGAUCAACAGAAAAACACGAACAUUACUACCGGAGAGAUCAAAUCAGUUUCAGCCUAGCAUACCGUCAAAUGUUAAGGCUAAACUUCAGAAAAGCAAAGACAGACAAGCCUACUAUUAUAACAGGAAUGCGAAGCCAUUACACUGUUUGCGAGCUGGUGAUACUGUGAGAAUACAGCCGAAUGAAAGAAAUAAAACUUGGGAAAAGGGAAUUGUUGUCGAAAAACGACAAACGCGGUCUUACAACGUUUUGAGAGAAAAUUGCACGGUAGUGAACCGAAAUAGAAAACAUCUCCGACGGACGAGUGAACUUUUCAAUGAACAAAGGGAGGAGACUGUAGACAUAGAUCCGAAAAUAAACGACCAAGAGUUGUUGCCCCAGAGAGAUUCUCGAACUGAAACGGAAUUGAAACCGCAAACAAUUGGUCAGUCAGUGAAUUCAGAAACACCUGCAACACCGGUAACGCAGAGAAGAUCUGGUCGUAUUGUACGAAUGCCAUUGAAGUAUAAGGACUAUCAUUUAACUGAUAAACGAUGA
Mercenaria mercenaria is the source of this 1608-nucleotide messenger RNA. RefSeq lists its product as uncharacterized. Gene Ontology annotation, molecular function: nucleic acid binding. Lineage: Eukaryota; Metazoa; Mollusca; Bivalvia; Venerida; Veneridae. Bases 1 to 1608 code for a protein of 535 amino acids. The record is from RefSeq and is a predicted model, not a curated record. Gene Ontology annotation, biological process: DNA integration. The transcript is spliced from 3 exons.